Molecule: messenger RNA, 1328 nt
Organism: Moneuplotes crassus
Lineage: Eukaryota; Ciliophora; Spirotrichea; Euplotida; Euplotidae
Source: the annotation of a GenBank genome assembly
AAAUAUUUAACUAAAUAUGUCAAGAGCUUACUCUAUUGGCAAGGCUUCAAGAAUGGGUCAGUCAUUCAGCAUGGGCAAUCUCAACCCAGGUCCCGGAUCAUAUGGAGACAAGUACAAAUAGUAUCAAAAAUAAGGCUCCAACUUGGAAGCUAGGAACUCAGAAACGGAAAGGACUACAUCAUUCUGGGAAGACUCCAGGUCCUGGCACUUACGAGUCUGACAACAAGAAGAAAGGACCAACUUAUGUUAUGGGAAUGAAGACUAAAGUUGACUUUAGCAAGCUAAACCCAGGUCCAGGAACUUAUUCAACCUCAGAUUUACUAGGUGUCAAAGGUAAAGGAUACACAUUUGGAGGCAAGAAGCAGUUUUCCCAGACUGGUAAACAAUUCCCCGGCCCAGGAACCUAUGAUAUCAAAUCGACCAUUCCUACUAAGCAGAGAGGCAAAAGCUUUGGGAAAGAGAGAAGAGCCAGUUCUUAUGAAAGAGGAAGUCCAGGACCUGGCCAGUACUCAAUUUCUACUACUAAUACAAAGAUGGCAGCUCCAAAAUACGGUUUUGGAUCUGAGAAAAGAGAUAGCAUUAAAGGGCAUGGAGAAAGUCCAGGGCCAGGAACUUAUAACCAGAAAGUUCAUGGAAAGACAGCACCAAGAGGACUCGUGCUUCCAAGAAGACCAGAGUCUGCACCUGCAAAAGGAAGAGGAACUCCAGGUCCAGGACAAUACAAUGAGAAUCUUUAUAUUAAAAAGUCUGCUCCAAAAUAUGGGAUGGGGACAGGAGCAGCCAGGAGCUCUAUAAAUAAAGAUCGCCUUCAAAGUCCUGGCCCAAAUAAAUACGAUCCAAGCAGAAAUCAGACAAUGCAUAAAAAUCCUACUUGGAAGAUAGGAACUGACAAAAGAAGACCAAUGUCUGCUAGGAAUGGGACUCCAGGUCCAGGAAACUAUACCAUUACUUCUAGAAAAUCUGGACCAGCUUACGGAAUGAGAGGGAGAAAUGUGACACUUCAAGGAACAAAUACUCCUGGUCCUGGGCAAUACAGGCCACGCCCUGAAACGGUCAGAACAUCAGGUCCAAAGUGCAAAAUUGGAACUGAGAGUAGAGAUGGAAAUUUAACAAGCAAAAAGACUGUUCCUGGACCAGGACAAUAUAAUAAUCCAAAGACAAAAUUAAUAAAAUCCUCUCCUUCAUUUGGUUUCGGGACAGGAAAGAGAGGAAAUACAUCAAAGCAAGGUUCUCCAGGUCCAGGGCAUUACCAUAUCCCUUGCAAGGUUGCUGAUGUGCCAAGAUAUCAGAACACUAAACAGCCAGAAGAAUUCAGAUUUAUAUAACGA